Messenger RNA from Aspergillus calidoustus, 1890 nucleotides. Lineage: Eukaryota; Fungi; Ascomycota; Eurotiomycetes; Eurotiales; Aspergillaceae. The record is from the annotation of a GenBank genome assembly.
AUGGAGCAACAACAACAGCCCUCCUUCGCCGACGGAGACGACCACGAGAACGCCGCUCGGGGUUUCAUCAGGACCCUUCAACCCUGCAUCAUUCGCAACGAAAAUGGCCGUAUCGUCUGGAACGCGGAGGAGUACAACUUCCUGAAUGGCAAUUUCAAGACGGACUCUCCCUGCCCUCCAACUGUCAACCCCAAACUCUGGCGCCACGGCCAGCUUACCUCCAAACACGGCCUGUUCAAGGUAACCAAAGGCAUCUACCAAGUCCGCGGCUUCGACCUGUCCAACAUGACCAUCGUCGAGGGCGAGACGGGGGUUCUCGUCAUUGACCCCCUGGUCUCGAGUGAAUGCGCUGCCGCUGCUCUCGCGCUGUACCGCACGCAUCGCGGACAGCACAGAUCGGUCACUGGCCUCGUCUACUCACACUCGCAUAUCGACCACUACGGCGGCGCAGAGGGCGUCCUCCCCGCAGACAGGGAGCAAAGAGAGAGGAUCCCCAUCCUCGCGCCAGAGGGCUUCCUGGAAGAAGCCGCGAGCGAAAACAUCUACCUGGGUCCCGCGAUGCGCCGGCGCGCAGCAUACAUGUACGGAAGCCGACUCCCGAGAGACGCAGAGGGGCAAGGCCAUGUCGGCUGCGGGAUCGGAAUGGCAGUGUCAACGGGAUCAAGCGGGCUGAUCCCGCCGACAGACUAUAUUCGCCAAACGGGCGAGGAGAGGGUCGUGGACGGCAUUCGGGUGGUGUUCCAGAUGGUACCGGGGGCCGAGGCGCCCUCUGAGAUGAAUUUCUUUUUCCCGGAACACCGCGGGGAGAGCGCGCUUUAUAUCGCCGAGUGCGCAACGCAUACGAUGCACAAUAUCAUCACGCUUCGCGGGGCGGUGGUCCGGGACGCAAAGGCGUGGGCGCGCUAUCUGGAUGAGUCGCUGGUUCUCUUUGGUGGGAGGUCGGAUGCGCUCCUUGCGGGACACCACUGGCCUACAUGGGGAACUGCAGAGAUUACAAGGUUACUGAGCGAGCAGCGGGAUUUGUACGCGUAUCUGCAUGACCAGACGGUGCGGAUGAUGAAUCUCGGCAUGAAUGGCGUCGAGAUCGCCGAGGCGCUGACCUUGCCGCCGAACCUGGCAAAGGCGUGGCAUGCGCAGGGCUUCUAUGGCUCACUUUCACAUAAUAUCAAGGGGAUUUACCAGCGGUAUAUGGGGUGGUUUGACGGGGACCCUGCGCACCUGUGGGAGCAUCCGGCUGCUGAGAGCGCACGAAGGUAUGUGGACUGUAUUGGUGGGGUGGAUGCAGUCGUCCAAAAGGCGCGGAGCUACGUCGAGGGUGGGGAUCUACGGUUUGCAGCGACAUUGUUAAGUCAUGCUGUUACAGUUCAGCCACAGCACAAGGCAGCUAGAGAGGCUCUCGCUGGAGUCUAUCGGCAGCUGGGCUUCGGUGCAGAGAAUGCAACGUGGAGGAACUUUUACCUUUCGGGGUCGAUGGCCCUCGGUUCGAGUCAUCAUGGCAAGCCACCUCCGCAAAUGGCCAUCGAUAAUAGGCUCCGGUCCACAGAUUCAUUCCAACAGUGGCUCGAAGUAUUAUCCGUUCGGCUCGACGGGCUGCAAGCCGCACGCGAGUCGAGUAUCAUCGAUAUCAUGGUGACAGAUGAGGAUUGCUGGUGGCGAGUUAUUGUGAGCAAUGGUGCACUGACAUAUCGGAAUGCCCUGGACCAGGCUGCUUUCGGAGACGAGGCAGCAGGGCUAAGUUUUGCAGGAACGAAAAGCCAGUUGCAUCGCAUCCUAAAUGGGGAUGCCCAGUUAAAGGAGACCAAUCGUACUGGCGACUGGAGUUUACUAUUCAGACUCCUCCAGUUAACAGGCAUGAGCAGUGCAGCAGACAUAGAAUCAAGCCAUCUAUAA